UUUCAUACGUACCUGUACAAUUUCUUUGCACAUUAUGCUGGACAGAGUUACACAUCCGUUCUCAGUCCAGCAUAGUUCAGUGUUCAUAAAAUGGACGGCAAUAAAGCGGAACGCAAAGUCAACACAGUGUUCAGUGAGAUGACCAGUGUGACCAGUGUGACCAACACAUUGUCAGUACGUGAGAAGUUACGGCGUGUGUGCCGUUAAUGUGAUGUAAUACCAUAAAACAGGAAAGAUAGAUAAGAAGCAUUUAAAACCCAGUAUUUAGAACCAUUAGUGUUUUAUGGAAGUUCCAAGUUGUUUUACGUAGUUACGUGUUAUAUCUGUUUAUGAAAUAGUUUUUAAUUAACCUCUUCAACAGAAUAUGUUUAACGUAAUUGAAACAAUAUUGUAACGAAAUUAUGAGUCUUGAAAAGAAAGACAGCGAUUUGGACCAGUCUGUGUGUAGACCGAAAAGUGUGGAAGAAGCAGUUGGCUCACAUUAUGCACUCCAAGUGGCUCUUCAAACUAUGAAAGAAAGAUGUCAACAUUUACAGCAAAGGCUGGCGGCUGUUGAAGAAGAAAACCUUAAUUUACGUAUUGAAUACAGGAAACGAAAAUCAGAUUCAGCUUGUGCAACCGCAGAAAAUGCAUCAGAAAGUGAACCAGAGGACUCAAAACUCAAGAUUGACUGUCUGGAAGAGAAAGUGGCAAUGUUGACCCGCCAGAAGUCCCAGCUAACUCAUCACCUGUUCAUGGUAGCUACUGAAAACAGGCAGUUGUGGAACAGACUUUCGAAUCUUACACAAGCAAACCAGAAUCUUGGCAGCCAUCUGUCUAAAAUAUCUAGCACUCUGAAUCGACAUCAUUCAACUAACAGCAUAGUAAUACCAAAAUCACAAUUACCAGCAAGCAGUUUGUCACAUAGAGGUGAACUGAACUUGUCAUCAGACAAUGUGUUGACUAAAGGAAGAUAUAACGUAGCAAAUAAAGGCACAGAAGUUUCCGAGGAGAGUCUGGAGGAGAUUUCACUGAAACUUAUUAAAAGCUUUCUGCAAGAGAAAACAGAGCUUGAAGAACAGUAUGCACAGAUGGUGGAAAUUCAGAGCGACUCCUCUUUGUACAGCGUUCAGAACCUAGGAUAUGCAUACAUGGAGGAUGGUAAUGAAACUAUUGAAGACAUGAAGGACCACCACAAGAAGUUACUAGAGCUGAAGGCCAUGCUGAAAGAGCAACAAACCAUGAUGAUGGCUGCAAUUGCAAAUGUUGAAAGAAUAAAGAAAGUUACAGGUUGUGCAGUUCAUAACCCCUGCCAAGAGGAGCCAGAGGUGAAACAGACAUUAAAAGACAGUGAUGCAGAUAUCGAGGCUGAAGUGGAAAGCCUGAGGAAGUGGGGGAUUCCUGAUUGUACAUCCUAUAGUGAAGUUAUUCAAAGACAGCUGGACCAGGUGGCUGAGCCACCAUCAACCACAAGCAGUAUGACCACAUCCAGCAAGUAUAAGGAACACAUAUGCCCAAUGUGUGGCAAGCUAUACAAUCAUGGAAUUCCCUUUGAAAUGUUCCAGCAGCAUGUCUCAGACCAUUUUACUGAAGAAGAGUCAUACUCCAUAUUAACCAAUCCUGAAGUUACAACAUAACAUUUACUUUGAAACAUAGAGCAAGUAACAGUACAAACAAGUUGUUAAAGAGACUUAUACAAAGUAACACACCUAGUACCACAGCAGAGAUAUCUAGACUGUAAAUAACACUGCUUAUGUGCACAAUGGGUUC
This is a messenger RNA of Cryptotermes secundus, 1749 nucleotides long. RefSeq names its product protein spindle-F (gene spn-F). The transcript is spliced from 4 exons. The coding region runs from base 402 to 1616 and encodes 404 amino acids. Lineage: Eukaryota; Metazoa; Arthropoda; Insecta; Blattodea; Kalotermitidae. The record is from RefSeq and is a predicted model, not a curated record.